CAAAAGACUUUCGAUGUAAGUUGUCAUUGCGCAAGUUGAAUUCUUGUUACAAACUUUUUAAAGUUGUAAAGAUUGUAUUUUAAGCCUCACUAAUGGGUGGAUCUCUUUCGCGAAGUCCAAAGCAGAAGUCCAAGAAAAAAGUUGAAAUGGAUGGUUCGAUCGAUCGGCCCAGAAAGACCCCCAAAGCUGUCAAAGGUAAAAAGAAAGAUGAACCGCCGGGGCAAGCCGAAAGGACAGGUCAAGAAACUCUCGAUAUGGAAAGGAAAGAUAGUAAGAUAUUUUGGAUUUCGCAUGUGUCAAAGAGAACUAAUUCUCAAGACGAUAUUAAGGCACAGACAUUGGUGGACAGCAAAGCAAUUUCCAAACCAACGGGGGAGUUAAGCCCCCUAGAAGGGAAACACAGUGGCAAGCAAAACGCUGUUGUGUCAGGUCUGAAAAAGAACAACAAAGGGAAGAACUCAAAUGGAGCGAAUUUGAAUGGCUACUUGAGUGAAAAGAAAUGCAAUAGCGUGGUAUUGAAUGGUUCACAUGUCUUUGGGGAAGAAAAACAAGAUCUGGAGGACUCGAAUUCCAGUGUAGUCCCGCAAUCUCCAGGUCUGCUUCCGGGGCAGACAAGCGGGAGCAUUGAUGCAUCACAUUUAAUCUCUGUAAAUGAACUGUAUAACUAUUUCUGGGAUGGAGGUCUAAACUGUAGCAUUUUCGAUCCCUCUUAUAUGCUUCUCGUAGACGCUAGACCUCGAUCUGAAUACGAACGAGGUCAUAUAAUAUUGGCGCACUGUGCAGCAUCUCUGUACAAUGACUUGCUUACUUCUUCCACAUUUGGGUAUGGGUACAUGGCCAGUAGUGGCGAACAAGCCAUUGCCAACAGUCUUAGCGAGUAUACUCACCUAAUUGUGUACGGAAACCCUGUUUUAGACACUAAAAGUGGAGAUCUACCUGAAAUAAAACUCAUGAGAGAGCUCAUGAAUUAUGAGUUGGUAGAGCCUAUGUUGCUAGCUUCAGGUUAUGAUUGUUUUAAUCAAACUUGGCCCUUCAUGUGCACAGCAAAGGAACUUACUAUUCGGCAUGACCAUAAGGAAAUCACACCAUAUCCAUCCCUCAUUUUGGAAAACCAGCUCUAUUUAGGCCGAGGAGUGCAAGCUACUAAUGAGAAGAUAUUAUUGGACCUCAAGCUCACACAUGUUGUAAACAUUGGUAGUGAGCACCCCUCACCUUUCACUGAUCACAUUCAGUAUCUGAAUAUUAAGCUUGAUGACAGUCCUUCUAGUGAUUUAAAACUUUAUUUUACAAAGGCGUAUCAUUUCAUAGAUGAUGCCUUGUCAACUGGUGGGUGCAUUCUUGUGCAUUGUAAUCUUGGUGUAAGCCGCAGCUCAACGGUUGUCAUUGCAUAUCUGAUGAAGUCAAGAGAAUGGAGCCUUAAAAUGGCUUAUGACUUUGUCAAGGAUAGAAGACACUGUAUUCAGCCGAAUCGUGGAUUUUUACGGCAACUUGGUGACUGGGAGAAAAGUGUCUUAGGACAUAAAGAAACAGAUCCUGAUGAUUUGUGGUUUUAGCAGCAACAAUGUGCUA
Molecule: messenger RNA, 1569 nt
Organism: Pocillopora verrucosa
Lineage: Eukaryota; Metazoa; Cnidaria; Anthozoa; Scleractinia; Pocilloporidae
Product: serine/threonine/tyrosine-interacting-like protein 1
Biological process (GO): protein dephosphorylation; negative regulation of MAPK cascade
Cellular component (GO): cytoplasm
Molecular function (GO): MAP kinase tyrosine/serine/threonine phosphatase activity; MAP kinase tyrosine phosphatase activity; protein tyrosine/threonine phosphatase activity
Source: RefSeq, a predicted model, not a curated record